This is a messenger RNA of Saccostrea cuccullata (small rock oyster), 2368 nucleotides long. RefSeq names its product aminopeptidase N-like. The transcript has 14 exons. NCBI's taxonomy places the organism in Eukaryota, Metazoa, Mollusca, Bivalvia, Ostreida, Ostreidae. The record is from RefSeq and is a predicted model, not a curated record. Gene Ontology annotation, molecular function: metalloaminopeptidase activity; zinc ion binding; peptide binding. Gene Ontology annotation, biological process: peptide catabolic process; proteolysis. The annotation marks the transcript as partial. Gene Ontology annotation, cellular component: cytoplasm.
UUCCAAAAUAUUCUAAAACAUUUUAAGAUAUUGCUCUGCAGGAUUUCACAUAAAUUUUAUCAUUUAAAAGACAUUCCCAGCGGAAUAAUAAACCUGUGAUAAAUCGCAAUCAAAAUCUCACGACCUCUUUAAAAUACGUGUCAGGUCCAUUAUAAUACCCAAGAGCGAAACCCUUUUAGCCCCUUACAGUGAACGCGGUUCGGAUGGGAUGAGAUCUGCGUGUACGGAUAACUUUCGCUAUGGGCAAAGCCGAAUCUUUUGACUUUACAGACAUGGCGAAGUAUAAUAGCGAUGCAGAGUUAACACCGGGUAGCAGCAGAAAGGGGUGUUUUAUCUCGCUAUAUGUGGGGAUUUUAAUUCUUUUUCUGGUGGUAUGUUUGGUGUUAGGGGUCGGACUUUUGAUCUUUUUCGCCAGAGCUGACCAGAACUGUGGAGAUAAGACGGGAUUUUCCGGAGGAACUACGGCGGAAUUAGUUGAAAAAUGCAAGGAUCUAAUUAAUAAAGGGGAUGCGGCUUUAUGUGAAGCAUGCAAAAAAUCUACACCAGCCAUUCCAGUCACGACACCAGCGCCCUCUAAAUUACUGGACGUCCGGCUUCCCACCUCUGCACUUCCGGAACUGUAUACCGUAGAACUCCAGCCCAACAUGUACGAAGGCCCACCGGAACACUUCACUUUUAACGGAUCCGUCCGCAUCCGACUCAAGUGUUACGUAUCUACCAACAACAUCACACUUCAUAUAAAUAAACUUAAAUUGACCGAGGAAAUUCGGGUGACGCCUGUUGAGGCCUCUAAUUCUCUACGUUAUAAGAGACACGAGAUAGACACAACACGCCAGUUUUUAAUUGUGUACACAUCAGCCUUGCUUCAAGUAGGUCAAUAUUACGACCUUUACCUUUCUUUUAUUGGCCCCCUGAAGGACGAUCUACAUGGACUUUAUUUAAGCUCUUACAAAAGAAACAACAAAACUGUAUACGCCGCAACAACACAAUUUCAAGCAACAGACCUCAGGAAAGCAUUCCCGUGCUUCGACGAGCCAGCUAUUAAAGCAAAAUUUGAUAUCACUUUAGUACGCAAAGGUCAUUUGACGUCAUUGUCAAACAUGCCAAAAAUAGCUUCUGAAAAUAGAGGCAACGGUUGGAUAGCUGAUCGUUUCAAAACGACGCCCCCGGUUUCCACAUAUUUGUUGGCAUUUAUCGUCAGUGAUUUCAACUUCAAGGAGGAUGUAACGGCUAACAACAUAACUUAUAGGGCCUGGGCGAGACCCGAGGCUAUAAAUCAGACGGAGUAUGCGCUCUCUGUAGGAACUAAGGUUCUCACCUACUUUGAAGACUACUUCGGAAUCCCUUUUCCAUUACCAAAGCAAGAUAUGAUAGCACUUCCGGACUUUGCUGCCGGCGCCAUGGAGAACUGGGGACUGAUUACGUACAGAGAGACCGCCAUGUUGUAUGACAAGUACGAGUCAUCAGAAUCCAAUAAACAAAGAGUGGCGGUCGUUGUCUCACACGAACUGGCCCAUCAGUGGUUUGGUAAUCUUGUGACCCCGUCGUGGUGGGACGAUCUGUGGUUAAAUGAAGGAUUUGCAAGCUUCGUAGAAUACAUGGGAGUAGACUACGUUCAUCCUGACUGGAAAAUGUUUGACCAAAUUGUUGUGGAAGAUGUACAAGAUGUUUUCAACUUUGAUGGACUAGUGACGUCACAUCCGGUUUAUGUACCUGUCUCUCACCCGGAUGAGAUCAAUGAAAUAUUCGAUAGAAUUUCAUAUGGAAAGGGUGCCUCCAUUAUUCGGAUGAUGAGGUUUUUUCUUGGUGAAGGAACAUUUAAAAAUGGUCUUAAGAGGUAUCUGAAGAAAUUGGAAUACAAGGCUGCCUUCCAUGAUGACUUGUGGUAUGCUCUUGGAAAUCAAUCAGCUAUAGAACAAAAGAAUGUUAAUGUGAAGGAUAUUAUGGACACUUGGACACUCCAAAUGAAUUUCCCAGUCGUCAAUGUAACUGUCAUAGCGGACGGAAACAUCCGUGUCACACAGAAAAGAUAUCUUAGAGAUUACGGCGCAGUGGAUCCUGGGAAAUAUGUUUCUCCUUUUAACUACAAAUGGGAAAUACCAUUUACUUAUACAACUAAGUCGAAUCUAAACUUUAAUCAAACUGAUAAUAACAUUCACUGGAUGCAUAAGACGGAUCAAGAAGUAAUAUCUUCAAAUAUACAGCAAUCUGACUGGAUAAUUGGCAAUGUGAUGCAAUAUGGGUAUUAUCGCGUGACUUAUAGCGAAGAGAACUGGAAUAAACUUAUUCAGCAAUUGGACAAGGACCAUAAGGUUAUUCAUCCAAUUAACAGAGCGCAGAUUAUCAAUGAUGCAUGGAAUUUAGCUAA